Molecule: messenger RNA, 3139 nt
Organism: Camponotus floridanus (Florida carpenter ant)
Lineage: Eukaryota; Metazoa; Arthropoda; Insecta; Hymenoptera; Formicidae
Exons: 6
Coding region: 492-2798 (768 amino acids)
Source: RefSeq, a predicted model, not a curated record
CGAACGUCUCGGCGGGAGUCGCCUUAUGUCUCUCGCACGUGUCACGUCGCGCUAAUUGAAUUCUAACGAGGCGACAGUCUAGUCUCGCUCGGAGAUAUCGGAUCGGUCGAUCAUUUACACCGUUUAUCUCUGUUCAUCUCUCUCUUCGUCUUCCUUACAAUACGUGACAGGCGACACGUUACUAAAAAAAUCUCUUCGAUCCGCGAUCGUCGAUUAAGUCUCGGACAAUCAGCUUGAAAUUCUCUGGCAGCGACCGUAUCUCAUAAUACAUCCUGUAAGGAUGUGACUAUCGUCAACACUGAAGAUAUCAACCAUCAAUAUUAAGCAAAUAAAUGCAUACAGAGUGUUCAGAGUAAUGAAAGAGGAGCCCGCGGAGAAAUGAUGGAUAAAUCGAUCGAAUUCGUAUUGUAGAUUCUCUCAAUGGGAAAUUUCAAACUUGUCCAAGUUGGCGCAAAUUUUGCUCAGAAAUAGCAUCGAAAUACACCAGCAAUAUGGAAAUGGACACGAACAUCAGCGACGUAUUGCGCGAAGUGAUAACAUUUUUGGAAUGCCUUCGCGACGCGCAACUUCCUCUUACGCUGGAGAGUCUGCGAGAGAAGCUGUUGGUGCGCUCGAGGGAGACUCUAAGUACCACAACGAUGACUCGAGAGAGAGAUUCUCCAGAACCUUAUCUAGAUAUGAACUCCGGUCCGAAAAGUUUAUUGUUAAGGAAGAGCGAAGGCGACUUGGAGGAAUACGUAGGAAUGGAAGAAUCUCCCAAGAAGCAGAAUCAUCAAGAUUAUUACGAGACCUUCGAAAACGAAGGUCAAAGUGUCGAUCAGAACGAUUGUCCCGAGCAGAACGAAGACGAAACAGACGAGGGUCAAAAGUUAAUCAAGAUCUACAAGAACCUAUCUGCGAUACAGAUCAAAAGUAAAUGUCACAAGUGCGGUCCGCUUUACAAGAAGGAAGAGAGGAAGCUGUUUCUGUCGGAGAGCCGGGCUUGCUGGAUCGCGCUCAUCGGGUCGCAUUUGCUCAUCUACCGAAACGAACGGCAAAACCGACCCUACGUGAUUUACCCGAUUCGCGGAUACAUGGCCCGACCGGCGCCAAAUUUGAUACCCCGCGACCGACAGAAGAGCGAGUCCGCCUUCGAGAUGUACCGUCCAGGGAACGAGACGUUACGCUUCAUCGCGAGGACGCCGAAGGACAUGGAGCAAUGGAUAGCCAAGAUCUGUGAGGUGGGUUGCGCGAAGAGCACGAAGAGCAAAACGGAAGUUCACGAAAACCGAACCCUCGUCAACGAAGAAACCCCCAUAUCUCCCAACGAGGCCGCGAUCCGAUAUCGAGACGCAGGAGAGUCGAUUGUCGUCGACAAACCAACGAUCAAGGCCGAAUCGGCGAGUAAAGAUGAAGAGGUCGAGCAAAAAAACAAGGUCGAGAACCCGCCUCCGUUACCUGCCCGGAUACCGCGGAGAUUACCCUCUUUACCUCCUGACGGCGACGCGAUACCUUUAUACAAAGCGGCCGUCGAGGAUGACGAUGACGACGAUGACAUUUAUCACAAGAUCGAAGAUUUGAAGAACAAAACGUGUUAUCAGAAUAUGGUGUUAUCGAAGAAAAAACGGAUCAAUAAGAAGCAGGAAACUGUCGGAUACGAUGAUAUUUGCGCGAAAGAAGUAAGAGAAAAUAAUAACGAAGGACAAAUGCAGGAAGAAAAUGGACAGAUACGGGAAAAACAGAUCAGUCGCUCUCGUGACACGAUACCAUCCGAAGAAAUGUACGAUGAUAUCGUCGCCCUUUCGCGAAUCAAUGCUAUCAAUGCGAACAGCGAACGGCAGAAUCACGAUUGUUCCAUCGGCAAUGGUGAAGAACAAAAGGAAGAGCUUUAUGAUGAUAUAGAAAAUUUAGUUCCAUACGAGAAAUUCGCCAAAGAUCGUGCAAAGGAUCAGACUGAAAUAUCGAGUAAAUCUGCGCAAAAAAAAUCCUUUCUGAAUAGAGUCCUAAGUAGAAGAGAAUCAAACAAGGAUAAGAGAUAUAAGGGCAAAGCUUCAUCGAGUCCACCGCCGUCCUCGACCAAGGAAGAAAUGCCUACUUAUGACGACGCGUCCGAUUUGACCCCGAAUUGUAAAUCUUUAAUGAACGAAGAACAAGAAUUGUCGGAAUACCACUGUCCUCCUCCACCUAAGCCAGUUUACAUAAAAUCGACAACUCCAAAUGAUCCCGAACAAGGCGAGGAAUUUUACGAUGAUGUCAGUAGCUGUCGAGAACAAUACAAAAAUCAGCAAGCGAGCCUGCGAUCGAUGCAGGAGUCGAGUGUGAAGACAAAAGAAACUAUAAGUAAUGCAAAUACGAAAUUGGAGACGAAUGGCGAUGACCCUCCCCAGGAAGAGAUCGAGCAUUAUCAGUCGCCGAGGAGCGAUCUGUGCAUCCGCGACAUCGCGGGGAUGCAGAACGAAGAUUUGUACGAUGAUAUAGCAUUGUGGGUGGAUUUCACUACGCGACAAAGAGACAUUAGCGAGAAAAAGGACACGAACGAGGACGCGUCGAAAUCGACAAUCAACUCCGACAAGAAAUCGUGGAAUCGGUUUGCUGUGAACAGAAAGUCGCGAGCAAGCGAUUCCAUCGAGACGAAUAGACGAAGUAGCUCGAACGAGUGUGAGGAGAUCGAGGAUCCCUCUGAAGGAAACGGCGUAACCAAGAGGAAUACUUUUCAGAAAUUGAUCAGUCGAAUGGAAAAUUCUCUUGCCAAAGUUUCCUCGAGAGGAAUUCCGUCUUCCCUCCCAACAGGCAAAUCGAGUACAGUAAAUAAUUUGUAAAAGCAUUAUCGGAAUUUGUGCAUAUUUAAGUUUAAAGAAUCUACAGCUACACCGAAUUUUAAUAAUAUUUAAUUAUUUCUUUGUAUCUUUGUACCCUUCUCGCUUUCUUUAUUUUUCUUUAUUCUAGUUACGCAUAAUUGAAACAAAUUUAAUCAAAAAAUUGAGGUCAUAGCUGGUCUAAAAUCGUGCAUGAUUUAGAAAUAAACGCAAGAAAAUUAGUAUAUUAUUAACAUGUACUUUUUCUUCUAUUUAAGACUGCAACAAUUAAGGAAAAGUGACAAAAUAAAAUAAAGGAGAGAGAAUACAAUAGAGAGAAAAAAAUGUAUUAAAACCAAUAUAGA